AUGAACUCUAAGGAGAAAUAUUUGGGAUCUCCACUCUUCAUUGGGCAUUCCAAACAAGAAGCAUUCAAAAGUAUCAAGGAGAAAUUUGAAAACAUAUUUAAUGCUUGGUCAUCUACAUCACUUUCACAGGCUGGCAAAGGAACCAUGAUUAAACAUGUUCUCAAUGCAGUCCCAAUAUAUCAAAUGGGAACCUUCAAGCUUCCAGCUAAUCUACUUCAGCAACUCACAAGUAUUGAAAGGAAAUUUUUCUGGGGGUAUCAUAACAACAGAGGUCAUAGCCCUAUAGCUUGGAUGAACAUAUGCAGACCCAUAGAAAUGGGUGGACUUGAUUUUAGAGAUCUGGAAAAGCUUAACUUAGCUCUUUUGACAAAGUUAGCUUGGAGAAUAUGUAGUCAACCUGACACUCUACUGUCCAAAACACUCUCAAGCAAAUACUUCAAAACUGGGGAUCUACUUCAUCAGCAUAUUUUAACCAAGAAUUGCUCUUAUGCUUGGAAUGAGAUAUCUAAAGGCCUUGAGAUAGUGUAG
Papaver somniferum (opium poppy) is the source of this 528-nucleotide messenger RNA. RefSeq lists its product as uncharacterized. Bases 1 to 528 code for a protein of 175 amino acids. The record is from RefSeq and is a predicted model, not a curated record. The transcript has a single exon. NCBI's taxonomy places the organism in Eukaryota, Viridiplantae, Streptophyta, Magnoliopsida, Ranunculales, Papaveraceae.